Messenger RNA from Rhodotorula toruloides NP11, 569 nucleotides. Its product is annotated as moybdenum cofactor oxidoreductase. The transcript is spliced from 3 exons. The annotation marks the transcript as partial. The record is from RefSeq and is a predicted model, not a curated record. Gene Ontology annotation, cellular component: mitochondrion. NCBI's taxonomy places the organism in Eukaryota, Fungi, Basidiomycota, Microbotryomycetes, Sporidiobolales, Sporidiobolaceae.
GAGCGCCGGAGUUCCCGCUCAACAGCGAGAUCUGCGAGCCGGAAGAACGUGCCGUCGUGGACAUCUCGCUACCAAAUCCUUCCGUCACGAUCAAAGGCUACGCUAUCGGUGCACACGGCGUACCGAUUGCCUCCGUCCAUGUUGCCCUCGUCUCGCUUCCCGUGACCGGCUCACCCGACUCUGCGACGACUCCCUCUGUCUCCGUCUCCGAGGUCGCCUCCUCUGAACUCUGCAAGAUCCGCCUCGCUGCUUCAAACGUCCCUUUCUCCGCCUGGACCUCUGCAGGUCUCGACGCCGGUCCCGCCUCUUCCGCCUCCUCCUCCUCCUCAGCAAAACACGCCAAACACUGGGCCUGGACGCUCUUCACUGUCACCCUCCCCAUCCCCGACUCCCUCCUCAAAGUCGCCGAAUUGGGCGUUGGCGGAUCAGGGACUCAAGUCGCGGCCGUUUCGUAUGCGGUUGAUGUUGAGGGGAAGAAGCAGGAGAUGCAGACUGUGUGGAAUUUGAGGGGUGUUGCGGAGGCGAGCUGGAGCGUGAGGAGGUUCGGGAUUAGGAAGGUGGUGAGCUGA